AUGAAAGCUUUUCGAUCAUUUGAAGAAGCAGAAAAUGGCGAACCUAUUGUAUUAAUUCCUGUUUCAUGUUUUAUUACUUAUAGUGAUGAAUUUGAAGAGAAAAAAAUUGAAUUUGAUCAAUUUGAUUCAAAUGAUAAUCAAAAUUAUUCAGGACGAUUCGUUAAUCAAUAUUUUAAAUCAUAUAUGUUGAACAUCGGUAACAAUAUUAACUUACGUAUUAUCAAUACACGUGGAAUUGGAGAUACUCGAGGACUAGAACAAGAUACAAAAAGUAUUGAACAUAUAUUUUCAUAUAUUACUAACCUUUCAUAUCUCAAAGCUGCUUGUUUCUUAUUAAAACCAAAUACAAAUCGUCCUGAUGCACCAUUUCGCGCAUUUAGACCUGCAUUUGAAACAAUACAUAAUAUUAUGAGAAAUUUAACAUUAGAAGGUAUGGGACAUAUAGAUUAUACCGUUGAGAUGAAAGCAAAAGCUAUGUCACAUCUAACAAGUUUAUGUGCAGCUGCUACAUAUGAUAUUACAGAGAUUGGUGACGUCUAG
Messenger RNA from Adineta steineri, 540 nucleotides. Lineage: Eukaryota; Metazoa; Rotifera; Eurotatoria; Adinetida; Adinetidae. The record is from the annotation of a GenBank genome assembly.